CGAAAUCGGUUAUAGUACGGCGGCCGACCCGGUUCAACAUUAUGACCCGACCCGGUUGAUUGGAGCAGACACAGAUAACAAUCCAGUCUGUAUCGCCUCACAGAGGAUUUGUAUCGCCUCCUUUCUCAGUCCGUUUUGCGGAGCCGCAGAAGAUGGCGACCGGUUUAGCGAUGAAUCGAUGCUCAAUUUCGUUAAUUAGAACGGCCGAUACUUUACUCAACCGGCCAACCGUCUCCGUCGUCAGGAGUUUGAAACUUAGUCGCCGGCUUAUCGGAAACUGCUCGAUGGCGACGGCCCCUUUUGUUGUGGCGGACGACGAGAAGUACGGAAACAAACAGGUUAUCAGUCUCACUCCUCGCAUUUACGACUAUGUCCUCUCCAACGUUCGCGAGCCUAAGAUUCUUAGGAAACUUCGGGAAGAGACUGCCAAAAUGCGAGGUAGUCAAAUGCAGGUAUCUCCUGAUCAGGGCCAAUUGCUUGCAAUGCUUGUGCAGAUUCUUGGAGCAGAAAAGUGUAUUGAAGUCGGUGUUUACACGGGAUAUUCAUCACUGGCCGUGGCGUUGGUUCUGCCGGAAUCCGGAUGUCUUGUUGCCUGUGAAAGGGAUUCUAAUUCUCUUGAAGUUGCUAAGCGGUACUAUGAGCUUGCCGGAGUCUCUCACAAGGUUAAUGUGAAACAUGGUCUUGCAGCAGAAUCAUUGAAAUCCAUGAUUCAGAACGGUGAAGGAUCCAGCUAUGAUUUUGCAUUUGUCGAUGCGGAUAAGAGGAUGUACCAGGACUACUUCGAAUUGCUUCUUCAACUUGUCAGGGUUGGUGGACUCAUUGUGAUGGAUAAUGUUCUUUGGCACGGACGAGUUGCUGAUCCUAUGGUCAAUGAUGCAAAGACCAUCAGCAUUAGGAAUUUCAACGAAAACUUAAUGGCUGAUGAACGCAUAAGCAUUAGUAUGGUACCAAUCGGUGAUGGCAUGACGAUAUGCCGCAAGAGAUAAUCAUCCUCAAAUAAACAUUUGGAUUCACAGUGAACCUUAAGCCAAGUCUUUUAAGCAUAAGAGUACCGAUGAAGCCAACAUAUAUUUCAGGACAUCACGGAAACGGUUCUUUUCUCUGGACAUGAUGCACAGUAUAAACUUGGGAGGCCAACUACAAAUUAGACUAAUGGGCUUGUAUAACUUCAAAUUCUUAGAUCUUUAAUAGCAGAGUAUCUUAAACCGGUACGAAAUUUCCUUUUUUUCAAUGUCGGUCAAAAUAAAUUGAUGGACCGUCAAAACGAGGAAA
Molecule: messenger RNA, 1272 nt
Organism: Eutrema salsugineum
Lineage: Eukaryota; Viridiplantae; Streptophyta; Magnoliopsida; Brassicales; Brassicaceae
Product: O-methyltransferase MdmC
Exons: 9
Coding region: 153-986 (277 amino acids)
Molecular function (GO): S-adenosylmethionine-dependent methyltransferase activity; O-methyltransferase activity
Source: RefSeq, a predicted model, not a curated record